This is a messenger RNA of Rhagoletis zephyria (snowberry fruit fly), 1147 nucleotides long. NCBI's taxonomy places the organism in Eukaryota, Metazoa, Arthropoda, Insecta, Diptera, Tephritidae. The record is from RefSeq and is a predicted model, not a curated record.
AUGGAGCAUAUCGUUACUACGACCGCUGCUGCUGAUAACAAGUCAAUGGCAGGCGACGGAGUGGCUGCCGUGACAGCUCUGGCGGCGGCGCCUUCAGAGGGCGGCUGCAUCUUCCAGCUGAUUGGCACCGGGAAGAAGACGGUUUCAGCCACCAAGCAGACUGCCAGCAAUGGAAGUUCACCUCGUGGCGGCGGAUCGAAGCGCAGCAAUAGCGGCGAGGUGAUCACCAUUGGUGGAACUGAGCAAGCGACCAACAACGCCGAGGCGGCUUUUGGCUCGCUGAAGGUGUCGCAGCACUCGGCGACGCCGUACACCGACGCCACGCGCUGCAAGCGGAGCAGCAAUCACAUCAAGCGGCCGAUGAACGCCUUCAUGGUCUGGUCGCAGAUUGAGCGGCGAAAGAUCUGCGAACAGGAGCCGGAGAUUCACAACGCCGACAUCAGCAAACGCCUGGGCUGCACCUGGAAGAAGCUGACCGGCGAGCAGCGGCUGCCCUUUGUUCGCGAAGCGGAGCGCCUCCGCGCCCUCCACCAGAAGGAGUACCCCGACUACAAGUACCGCCCGAGGAAGAAGGUCAAGCCGGUGGUGGGCGAAGAGGGGGCCUCUACGCCCACCUCUAAGGGCUCAAAGUCCAAGGUUACUGCUGGCGGUGGAGGUGGAAAGAGCUGCCCUGUGCUGCUGAUCAAGACUGAGCCCGAGGACGCGCUGGUGGAGCUGAAGUCGAAGAAGAGCCGUCCGUCAAAGGGAGCGGCGGCGACGAAGAAGGGUUCGCCCACCCUCAAGAACAACACCGUCUCGGCGGCUAUUUCCAUCCCGGUGGUAGCGGUGGCGGCGGCGGCGAACGCCCGUGAUCGGGUUCUCUGCUACUCGGGCAUCCAGUCGCCCAUUUCCUCCAAUGGCAGCCUCUACGAGGGCGAAGGUGGUGGUGGCAAUGGUGGAAUGGCCACCAUGGGCAACUUCUUCAGCGUGAUCAAGUCCGAGGAGGAAGGAGGGCUGUUCACGCUGAAGGCGAACCCCACCGUUGGCCGUCGAAGCUUCACGCUGAACAGCUCGGCAGCUCAAGGCCCGACGGGCUUCUCCUUGCGCAUCUCCAGCGGCGGCACUGCCAAUGGCUAUGGCACCGCCGCUGUCAUCAGCAACAAUCGCA